Molecule: messenger RNA, 644 nt
Organism: Dendrobium catenatum
Lineage: Eukaryota; Viridiplantae; Streptophyta; Magnoliopsida; Asparagales; Orchidaceae
Product: small nuclear ribonucleoprotein E
Exons: 6
Coding region: 140-406 (88 amino acids)
Biological process (GO): spliceosomal snRNP assembly; mRNA splicing, via spliceosome
Cellular component (GO): U4/U6 x U5 tri-snRNP complex; U5 snRNP; U2 snRNP
Molecular function (GO): RNA binding
Source: RefSeq, a predicted model, not a curated record
UGUGGCAAAAAAAAAUCAAACAAAGCCUUAGUCGCGUGAUUAGGGUUUGUAUCAUCAACGUGCUGUCGUUAUUACGCUUUCUGCUCUAUAGAGGCUCAGUGGGAUAGCUCGCAGCGGCGAAUCAGAGACGGGAGCAGCCAUGGCGACCACCAAAGUCCAGAGGAUUAUGACCCAGCCCAUCAAUCUGAUCUUUAGGUUCCUCCAGAGCAAAGCGCGGAUUCAGAUCUGGCUUUUCGAGCAGAAGGAUCUCAGAAUCGAGGGGCGCAUUAUUGGUUUUGAUGAGUACAUGAACUUGGUUUUGGACGAUGCUGAUGAAGUCAACAUCAAGAAGAAUACAAGAAAACCUUUAGGGAGAAUUCUCUUGAAAGGAGACAACAUAACCUUGAUGAUGAACACGGGAAAAUGAUUUCCGAAGCUGAUGCCAGACUUGCUAUGUUUCUGUAAGAUUUAUUAGUGAAUGAGAAUAUCCUCUCUUAUUAGCUUGACUUUCUUGGUUUUCACUGUUAGCUGUAGAACGGUAGGAAAUGAUUUCCUAGAAGCCUUUUACUUCUAUUUUCUUUCCUCAAGCGUUGAAUGAAGCUGCCUUUUGCUAUUAUUGCAGUAUCGUUUUGUUACUUCCAAUGCAUCUUUUGCCAAUUGCGAUA